This is a messenger RNA of Oncorhynchus keta (chum salmon), 896 nucleotides long. Its product is annotated as double-strand-break repair protein rad21 homolog A-like. The annotation marks the transcript as partial. The record is from RefSeq and is a predicted model, not a curated record. Gene Ontology annotation, cellular component: synaptonemal complex; cohesin complex. The transcript is spliced from 6 exons. Gene Ontology annotation, molecular function: protein binding; chromatin binding. NCBI's taxonomy places the organism in Eukaryota, Metazoa, Chordata, Actinopteri, Salmoniformes, Salmonidae. Gene Ontology annotation, biological process: synaptonemal complex assembly; replication-born double-strand break repair via sister chromatid exchange; mitotic sister chromatid cohesion.
AGACUCCUCCUUCGCCAUGUUUCGGGCUGUAAACAUCCUGCUGAUUUUUAAAGGACACUGAGCGGGAGGAAGUCUACUGGCGCCAUCUUGACUCUUUUCAUGAGUACAACAGGAAGAGACAAUCGCUGGGAGUAAUUGCAUAAUCAUUGAUAUUUAUUUUUGAAAGGGGGGUACAAUCGGUGCUCUUACCCCCGGUUCUUCAAGAGCUAGCAACCAACCGGGGCAAUGUUCUACGCCCAUUUUGUCCUGUCCAAACGUGGGCCCCUGGCCAAGAUCUGGCUAGCGGCCCACUGGGACAAGAAGCUGACCAAGGCUCAUGUGUUUGAAUGUAACCUAGAGAGCAGUGUGGAGAGCAUUAUCUGCCCCAAGGUGAAGAUGGCGCUGAGGACCUCUGGUCACCUCCUGCUCGGUGUGGUGAGGAUCUACAACAGGAAGGCCAAGUACCUCCUGGCUGACUGUAAUGAAGCCUUCAUCAAGAUCAAGAUGGCUUUCAGACCAGGUGUGGUGGAUCUGCCAGAGGAGAACAGAGAGGCUGCCUACAACGCUAUCACCCUGCCGGAGGAUUUCCACGACUUUGACCAACCCUUACCUGACCUUGACGACAUAGACGUCGCCCAGCAGUUCACCCUGAACCAGAGCAGAGUGGAGGAGAUCACCAUGAGGGAGGAGGUGGGCAACCUCAGCCUCAUGCAGGACAAUGACUUUGCUGACUUUGGCAUGGAUGACCGUGAGAUGAUGAGGGUAGAGGGAGGCUUUGAAGAGGACAUCAUCCAUGGAGCGACAGCCUCUAAUCUGCUGCUGGAGGCGGAGCCGGGGCCUGCUCACCUGCCGGACAAGACCAACCACCUGGAGUACGGCGGCUUUGGAGACACCAUGGAGAACAACAGGAGGAAUGG